AUGCCCCGAAAGGUUCAACCAGACGCCGAGUGGAACAGACUCGCAGUCCAUAUGGACAUGUUCCAUUCUCAUUUCCGGAUGGAGUUUGCUCAGAUCUACGAACUGGCGGAUGGAAAGUAUGAGCAAGCUGGUAUGACCCUCUCCCGAUUCUUGCGCGAAGCCACAUCACUCUCUUCGCAUCUCGAUCUGCACCACCGUAUCGAAGAAGCCCACAUCUUCCCUAUUCUAGCGAAGAAGAUGCCUCAGUUCCAAGCUGGCAAACGUGAAUCCGGCGAACACCUCCACAGCCACAAACUCAUCCACGACGGUCUGGAUCGAUAUGACGCUUUCCUUGCUGCUGCACAGGCCAACCCCAAGUCAUAUGAUGGGGUCAAGCUGAGGGAGGUGCUGGAUAGUUUCAAGGAGGUGCUGUUCAGGCAUUUGGAUGAGGAGGUGAAGGAUCUUGGGGCGGAGAGUAUGAAAGCUGCCGGAUGGACGAUUGAGGAGGUGCGAAGAAUACCUAUGUGA
Molecule: messenger RNA, 507 nt
Organism: Cryptococcus wingfieldii CBS 7118
Lineage: Eukaryota; Fungi; Basidiomycota; Tremellomycetes; Tremellales; Cryptococcaceae
Exons: 4
Coding region: 1-507 (168 amino acids)
Source: RefSeq, a predicted model, not a curated record